AUGGUAGCAGACUUCGUUUGCAAUAACUUAGUCUGUCGGAUUGGAAUUCCAGAGUUAAUCAUAACGGAUGAUGGAACCAAUCUCAACAGUGACCUGAUGAGAGAGAUUUGUGAAAGGUUUAAGAUCUCUCAUCGAAACUCCAUAUCAUAUCGACCACAAAUGAAUGGAGCAGUUGAAGCUGCAAACAAGAAUAUCAAGAGAAUUCUGAGGAAGAUAGUGGACAGUAACAGGGAAUGGCAUGAGAAGCUACCAUAUGCUUUGCUUGGCUAUCGCACCACAAUCAGAACUUAUACUGGGGCAACUCCCUACAUGUUGGUUUACGGGUCCAAAGCAGUGAUACCUGCAGAGAUGGAGAUACCUUCAUUAAGAACAAUCCAAGAGGUUGGUCUAGACAAUGCUGAAUGGAUUCAUAGCAGGAUCGAGCAGUUGAUGCUCAUUGACGAGAAGAGAUUGGGACAGUUGGUAUUGAAAAAGAUAUUCCUACACCAAGAUGAAGCCAAAGGGAAAUUUGCACAAAAUUGGCAAGGUCCAUACAUAGUUCACCGAGUUCUUUCAGGAGGAGCAGUAGUACUUACAGAGAUGGACGGCACAGUGAGCAUGAAGUCGAUCAAUUUAGACGUCAUCAAGAAGUACUACGUUUGA
Molecule: messenger RNA, 642 nt
Organism: Capsicum annuum
Lineage: Eukaryota; Viridiplantae; Streptophyta; Magnoliopsida; Solanales; Solanaceae
Exons: 2
Coding region: 1-642 (213 amino acids)
Biological process (GO): DNA integration
Molecular function (GO): nucleic acid binding
Source: RefSeq, a predicted model, not a curated record